Messenger RNA from Arabis nemorensis, 2409 nucleotides. Lineage: Eukaryota; Viridiplantae; Streptophyta; Magnoliopsida; Brassicales; Brassicaceae. The record is from the annotation of a GenBank genome assembly.
AUGAAGCAGUGUGAUCGUGGUUUGUCUCCUUUCGCUCCACCAUUUGCAAUCGGUUCUUCUUUCGCUGCUUCUGAAUCUGAUCCCGAUGAUUCUUUCUGGGGUGAUUUCACUUUCGAUUUCUCCUUUUUGACAUCCGACGAUCAGAAAAGUGGUGUCGGUGAUGAUGAUUCUCUAUCUAAUUUGUCACGCCUUGCGGAUUCCACCACUGUUCCUCCUCCUAAAGCGGAAGAAUCAGAGAGAUAUGGUUUAGCUGCUUAUGGGUUAGGAGCUAAGGGAGAUUUUGCACUGCCUGUGAAAGACCAGAGGUUCGAUCUGGAAAUAAGGAAGGGUGGAAAUUCUGAUUCAUUUCUCAAGCUCCCAGAUUUUCUUGACUCUGAUUUGAAGUGUGUGGAUUCUAAGCCUCGAAUUUCUCCUUCGUUAGCAGUGGUUCCACUAAAAGCAUCGGGUCUUGGAGUUACUCGUAUAACUCCAGUGGCUAAGAAUGUUGUGGUAUCUAAUGAUAACUCUGGUGAUGAUGAAGCAGAGGGAUGGCUUCCCUGCACCAAGGACAAGUCAGCUAUGGUGAGGAAAGAUAUUAAUGUAAGCAAUUCUAGUCCACUCUUCGCCAAAAUGUCGAAAUCUUUUAUACCUUCUGACCAAGAUGACGUUGAGGUGGAUUCUCCUUGCUGGAGAGGGACACAGUCUCACAAUUCUGCGGCAUCAGGUACCAUGUCAUUGAGUUUCAGGCGUUCUAGCGAGGAUCUAAAUAGUCUUUAUCGAUUGAAUCCUUUGGCACCUCAGUUUAUACCAUCCAGCGCUAAAAAGAACCUAGACAAGAACGAGAAGGAAUUUGAAGAAAACAGUUCUUCGUCUUUGAAAAGGUCUCUGUCUUCAACCUUUCCACCAUCAUCAGGAGAGUUCAGCAUUACCGAUCCUUCUGAAGCAGAGAUUCCACAAGAUUCCGGCCAAAAGAACAGAAUAGAGAUCCUGAUCAACGAUGCGGAUGAAAGUUUGGGUUUAAUAUCGCAAGAUAGUGUUUCCAAGACUAUGAGCAUAUUGGAUAUUAGCAGUCAGUUUCAAAUGCCUAAAAAGCUGGAUCCUUUGGCCCCGGUUUUUGUUCCUGCUAGUGCAAAACUAAGUGCAGUUGUCCAUGAGAAGCAUGGUGUAGCAGAUCACAUGAUAGCCAUUGAGACAAAUGCUCAGUCAUCUUAUGCUUUAAGUGCUUCAGAGGAUAUGUUCUUAAAUAAUGCAGAGGUUGCGACACAUUCUUCAGAGGUCGACCAUAGUUCUAGUAACCCCUACUCUAAUUAUGUUCAUGAGUCAGGAAGAAGCUAUCCAUUCAACCCCCGGCUUGGAUCUCAAGUUAAGAUUUCUGAGAAUACAAAACUGGAUAGUUCCAGCAAUAAGUCUCGUGUUCCGAAGAAGCUUAAUCCUCUGGCCCCACAGUUCUCGCUAGCAGAUACUAAACAAAAAGUAUAUGGCUGUGAAAACAACCAAGCUGCUAAUGAUUUCCCCUCCCAAGUGAAUUGUUCCGUUUUGUUCUCUCCUCCUGGCUAUAGGAACCUUAAAGAGCAACAUCCAGGCUUUGCACAAUCCUCAGUUGAUGCAGAGCCAUCUUUUAAUGAAGUUGGUACAAUGCAGAUGGAACAUCUCCCUCCCAUCACAUUACAUGGAAAUUCUUCACUAAAGUAUGUCUCUUAUCAACCCACAAAGGUAGAUGAUAACUUUGUGUCUACUGGUAAGCUUGCGGUGGACCCAAAAGCUGUAAUUCCAGUGAAGGAUAAUAACGAUUUUGGAAAUCUUCUGCCUUUUCAUAUCUUCGAACCUGCAGUGAGCUCAUCUUCGAGCGAUGUGAAAUAUGUAUCUGACUUUGGCCAGAGACAUGGCUGUUCCACAUCAUCACCAUCUCCAAAAAUGGAUGUUAAGAAACUCCUUACGACGAUGCAUGGGCUGUCAGAGUUGCUAACACAUGUUCAUGGACCAGAAUCUUCAGAUUUACUAAAUGAGCAAGAUCUUGAUCUCAUCAACUGUACUGUACAGAAUCUCAAUGCGUACGCCAAUAGCAGAGUUCAGGAGCAUAAUGGGAAUUAUUCAAGCUCUGUACACAAUCCAUCUGAUUUCAAUUCUUUGCCUAGUAUGCGUAAGCUAUCGAUUAAAGACCAUCGGAUACCAAAGGCGGAGAACAUGAGUGCCAACCUUGAUGUUAAAAGGCAAGAGAAGUACUCCAUGGUCUCAGGGGAAAUAGGAGCAGAUUCUCAUUUUGAAUAUGGUGUAACCAAAGAAAAUGGCUUUGGCAAGGUUUUAGGGAAUUAUCAAACGGAAGAGCAGAUCAGCCCACAGGUGUUCUUCUAUAAAAGUUUAUGGCUCAAGGCUAAAGCAGAUAGGUCUUUGAUGGAAUACGAAACAUUUCUAUCGAAAACAAGAGUUUGA